CCCCGAACUAGAACCGCAACAGGCUCAGGAGCAACGCACCAUAGGGAUACUCUUCAUUGCUUCAUUCGAAACCCAAACCCACUAUCCCUGCCACCAUGGCCGGUGACGAAGAGGGAGCCACCAGCGGCUCCGUCUCCGAGCCCCUCGACCUCGUGCGUCUGCUCAUCGACGAAGUAGUGUUCGUGAAGCUACGAGGGGACCGAGAAUUGAAAGGGAGGCUCCACGCCUACGAUAGCCACAUGAACUUAGUACUAGGCGACGUCGUUGAGACUAUCUAUGUGGCGGAUGAGGACGACGAAGACGAGGAAAUCAAAACGAUUACCAAGAAAUCCGAGAUGUUAUUCGUACGAGGAGACAGCGUUGUCCUCGUCUCUCCCCAGAGUUCUUCCUGAGCUGCGGGGACUGCUGUAUUUCCGGUCAAGGAAUUAUAGUAUAUAGGGCACGCGAGUUUCAUUCUAGGGCAAGGCACAAUCACCAUUGUCUAUGCCUCACCAUAUAUGAGGCACCUUGACGUGGUCCGGGAGCCAGAGUUCAGGGACUUGGUACUCGGAUAGGUCGGUAGGCGCGCUCCUCCUGGAGGUGGAUGGGGAUCAGUUUCGGGAAAAAAACCAAGGAUGCCUCCGG
Molecule: messenger RNA, 624 nt
Organism: Durotheca rogersii
Lineage: Eukaryota; Fungi; Ascomycota; Sordariomycetes; Xylariales; Xylariaceae
Product: like-Sm domain-containing protein
Exons: 4
Coding region: 96-392 (98 amino acids)
Biological process (GO): mRNA splicing, via spliceosome; P-body assembly
Cellular component (GO): P-body; U6 snRNP; precatalytic spliceosome
Molecular function (GO): RNA binding
Source: RefSeq, a predicted model, not a curated record